GUUGCGGGCAGAGCUGGAGGAGAUGACCAAGGCCCGGAAGGGUGCCGAGGAGAAGGCCGCGCGGCUGGAGGAGGGGCACAAGGAGUGCGAUCAGCUGAUCCUGCAGACCGACACACUUGCCCUCCGCCUCUUUCCGGACUCGCAGAGGUAUGCCGUCAAGAAGGUCGACGCGCAGCGCAAGGACAAAGGCCAAGCGGAUCUUACCGUGCCAUGGACGCCCAAGGACCAUCUGGUCGCGCUUAACGCGCGGGUGUCCCAUAUGCGCUGCAUAGACCGCAAUCUUUCGGACAUCCCUGAUGUAGCUACCCAGCUAUACAGGACUUUAUGGCCUGGCGAGGAGGUGCCGGACACCUUCUCCCUCAUCAACGACCGUCCGAAAGGUGCCGGCGGGAGGAUCCGCGAGUGGCGUCUGCCGUGA
This is a messenger RNA of Lolium perenne, 418 nucleotides long. Lineage: Eukaryota; Viridiplantae; Streptophyta; Magnoliopsida; Poales; Poaceae. The record is from RefSeq and is a predicted model, not a curated record.